Molecule: messenger RNA, 2061 nt
Organism: Zygosaccharomyces rouxii
Lineage: Eukaryota; Fungi; Ascomycota; Saccharomycetes; Saccharomycetales; Saccharomycetaceae
Exons: 1
Coding region: 1-2061 (686 amino acids)
Molecular function (GO): protein binding
Source: RefSeq, a predicted model, not a curated record
AUGAAUGAGAUAGAAUCAAUGCAUACAGAUUUACUCCGUUGUUGUGGACGACUGGCGCUGGAGUCAAGUCUUUUUCCUCUAGCUUUUGAAAUGUUAACAAGAGCACUAGACAGGGAGCCAACAGAUUCUAAUACCCUUUUGAUGUUAAGCAAGGCUUAUCUGCUGAGUGGUGAUGCCGCUAGCGUUAUUAGAAUGUUGGUAAAUGCAAUUAAUACUGGUGUUUCUACUAUUGCAUCUGACAGUAGGGUCUGGACAGUGCUGGCGUUGUGCUAUGACCAGUUAGAUGGGUUCGAAGAUUCUUUGCAUGCAGUCACACAGGCACUCUUACUAGAAUCUUAUCACACGGUAGAUCCAGACUUGCACGUAAUGCAAUGCCGAUUCUUCUUAAAGCAAGGUACUCAUCAUUAUCCGUUAGAUGCAUUAUUACCAUAUUUUGAUAAAAUGUUAGAAUCUGUUAGAAUGAGCGGUUCUACUCCUAAUGUCCAUGUUGAAGCGCUUGUGUCACGUGCACAGCUGCUUUACAAAUAUUCUGAAUUUGAAAAAGCUUUAAUUGAUCUAGAGACUGCAAUGGCACUUUUAAAUUCCAAACCGGAAUAUUUCAAAGUUGGCGAGAGGUUAGCUAAAAUUAGUUACACCUCUCUUUUAGCUUCAACUUUACAAUUCCUAGCGAAUAGACCAACAAAUUCGUUAAAAUUGGUAGAAGAUGCAAUUUCUUCUUAUCCACACACGGCUAAAUCCGUGCAACCGUUAAUUUUAGCCAGUGGUAUGAUGAAUUCAAUUCUAGAAAAAGAUUUAGCCAGUACAUUGGAUAGAAUGGUCUUAGAAGAACCUUAUUCUGCCAAAGGAUCAUCCUUUUUGAUGAAUUAUAUCAUUGCAAGAAUCCUUUUACAAUUGGAUCCAGUUCAUAACGUCUAUGGAGCAUAUGGAUAUUACCAGAGAGCACUAAAUUUAAACAUUUCUAAACCAUAUACAUGGAUUUCUAUUGGAUCAUUAUAUCUGAGAUUAGGUCAGAUAAAUGAUGCGUUGUCGGCUUAUACCCAGGGGAGUGUUCUGGCACUUGAAUCUUCACAAGCUGCCGAACAAACUAGUAAUGCAAAUUCAAAAUUUCUGAUUAAUUUCAAUCAUCUCUUCGGCGCAUUGGCAUGGUUUGGUAUCGCACAAACUUAUAUUUUCAGUAGAGAUCUAGCCAGUGCGGUAGAGGCAUUAUCACGUUCCGCUCAAUUGUUUGCAAAGGCAAAUAACCCUCAACAAGUUGAUGAAUUACAGAGACAAAUUCAAACCUUAUCACUUUAUUUGAACAACCCUGUUAAUACUGUUAACGUUGAAUAUACAAUUCCUGAUAUCCCGUUCCAGUUAUUAUUAGAUUUGUUGCUAUAUCAUGAUUCCGAUGCAUUUGCAGUUAAAGAUCGUAUUGAAAAAAGUCAACGAGAUUCUAUUUCAAGAGCAACAACUGCAUACGGAGCAACACCAACUCCCAGCCCCGCUAAUUCUUUUGUUAAAGUGGAAGAAAACGGUAGCAAUAUUCUGAACUCAAAAAAACUUUCUAGACCCAAUAGUAGUAACAAAGUGGAGAAGAGGAAAAAUAGUGUUGGUAAUAGAUCAAGAAAGAAUAGUACUUCCGUUUUUAAAAGUGCGAGUUUCUCUUCAAGUAAUAGAUCACCUCUGUUGAACGGUACUGGUAAUCUAGCAACAACAACAACAACUAGUACAUCGGCUACAGCACCGACUCCAAUUACUUUAGAAGCGCAUGUCAGUAAAUCAUCGAGGAACUCACCAAACCUGGUUCCAUCACAACAAAGGUUAACACCAUUAUUACCCAAAAAUAAUUUCCCCCAUCAAUACGGUGAGUAUGCGAAACCAGAGACAGUUUUAAAUCAGCAAUCUCAUCAAUCUCAUCACAUGGCAAGCCCUCAGAUAAAUUCCGUCAAUACAUAUUAUCCACAGGUGAUACCAGGUAUGGGAUCUACACCUUAUCAACCUUCUCAGAGUAACGCCCCAUUGGUUUAUCAAAAUGUGCUUGCACCUUCGAGACAAAUGGGAUCCUAUGUUUACUACCCUUGA